AUGGCGAAGGCAAAACCUAGGACAAUCAGGUUUGUUUUGGUGAUUGUGGGGCUUUUGGGAUUGUUUCUCAUUGCAGAUCUUCUAUGGGCUUCAUCAUCUUCUUCUCCUUCCAAUUGGGCUCUCGAUGAUUCCAACAAUUUUGUGGUUCCAAACCCUUUUCACAGCAGUAAUGGCUCGCUUGUCGCGCCAGACAAGGUGACCCCUAAUCGAGAUAAGCAAGAUGCUGUUCCCAGGGUCUUAUCGGCAACAUUUGCUGAUUUGCCAGCUCCCGAGUUGCAAUGGGAGAAGAUGAAGCCAGCACCUGUUCCUCGUCUGGAUGGUGCUGCUAUACAGAUCAAGAAUCUUCUCUACGUUUUUGCUGGAUAUGGGACCAUUGAUACUGUGCAUUCUCAUGUUGAUGUAUACAAUUUCACCGAUAACACCUGGAGUGGAAGGUUUGACAUGCCCAAAGAAAUGGCCCAUUCGCAUUUAGGCAUGGUGACAGAUGGAAGAUAUAUUUACGUGGUUACUGGACAGUAUGGUCCUCAAUGUAGAGGGCCUACAGCACACACAUUCGUACUAGACACCGUGACACGUAAGUGGAAAUACCUGCCACCUUUACCAGUCCCAAGAUAUGCCCCGGCCACCCAGCUUUGGAGAGGCCGACUUCAUGUAAUGGGUGGUAGCAAAGAGAACAGGUAUACACCUGCAUUGGAGCACUGGAGCAUUGCUGUGAAAAAUGGCAAAGUUUUGGAAAAUGAAUGGAGAUCUGAAAUUCCCAUUCCUCGUGGUGGACCUCACAGGGCUUGCGUCGUGUACAAUGACCGCUUGUAUACUAUCGGUGGUCAAGAGGGUGAUUUCAUGGCCAAACCCGGAUCUCCAAUAUUUAAAUGCUCCCGUCGCAAUGAGGUUGUAUAUGGCGAUGUGUACAUGUUAGAUGAUGAGAUGAAGUGGAAAGUGCUACCCUCUAUGCCCAAGCCCGAUUCUCAUAUCGAAUUUGCCUGGGCAAUUGUAGACAGCUCCAUUGUCGUUGUUGGAGGUACCACGGAGAAGCAUCCCGUGACCAAGAAGAUGAUAUUAGUUGGAGAAAUAUUCCGGUUUGACUUUGAUACACUGAAGUGGUCUGUGAUCGGGAAGCUUCCUUAUCGUCUGAAAACAACACUCGUUGGGUUUUGGGAUGGAAUGUUGUAUUUUACAUCGGGCCAACGAGACAGGGGGCCCGACAAUCCUGCCCCAAAAAAGGUUAUUGGGGAGAUGUGGAGAACGAAGCUUAUAUUAUGA
Messenger RNA from Striga hermonthica, 1260 nucleotides. Lineage: Eukaryota; Viridiplantae; Streptophyta; Magnoliopsida; Lamiales; Orobanchaceae. The record is from the annotation of a GenBank genome assembly.